AUGUCAAUAACAAGGAUAGGUGUUUGUACAAUGAACCAAUUUGCGAUGGAUUUUGAUUACAACCUCUAAAAUAUAAUUGAGAGCAUAGAGAUCUGUAAGAGAAAGCAAUGUCUAUACCGAAUUGGUCCAGAAUUAGAAGUUUGUGGUUACAUGUGUGAAGAUCAUUUUCUAGAGUCAGAUACUGUUACUCAUUGUUGGUAAGAAUUUUGAAUAAUAUUAAAAGGGAAGCUGUAUCUGAAAUAUUACCUUAUACAAAUAAUAUUGUAUGUGAUAUUGGAAUGCCUGUAAUACAUAAAAGUGUAUUUUAUAAUUGUAGAGUGAUUCUUUUAAAUUAGAAAAUACAUCUGAUAAGACCUAAGAUUUAUUUGGCAGAUGAUGGAAAUUAUAGAGAAUCAAGAUAUUUUACACCAUGGAGUAAAGAAAUAGAGGAAUUAGAAUUACCAACAUUCAUUUAAAAGAUAACAGGAUAAAAAUGUGUUCCAAUAGGAGUAGCAAUAUUAUNGUGA
Paramecium sonneborni is the source of this 506-nucleotide messenger RNA. Lineage: Eukaryota; Ciliophora; Oligohymenophorea; Peniculida; Parameciidae. The record is from the annotation of a GenBank genome assembly.